AUGGCAAAGAUCAAGUCGAUUGAGUACUUCCGUGUCCCUCCACGCUGGCUAUUCGUCAAGGUGGUUGAUGAAGAUGGCAAUUAUGGCUGGGGUGAGAGCACCCUUGAAGGGCACACCGAGGCCGUGGAGGGCACCUUGAACGCCCUAUGCAAGCGUUUUCAGGGUUACGAGGCCGAUGAUAUCGAACACAUUUGGCAAAUGUCCUGGCGUUUAGGCUUCUACCGAGGCGGCCCAGUCUUCAUGUCCGCCAUUUCGGGAAUCGAUAUCGCUCUCUGGGACCUUAAGGGCCGUCGACUUGGAGUCCCCAUCCACCAACUUCUUGGCGGCAAAGUCCGCAACAAACUGUCCGUUUACGCGUGGAUUGGUGGCGACCGACCCUCCGAUGUAGAAGCCGCCGGCAAGGCCCGUCUCGCUCAGGGGUUCAAGGCCAUCAAGAUGAACGCCACAGAGGAUGUGAACUGGCUCGAUUCUCCCAGCGUCCUAGACUCCAGCGUCGAGCGUCUGAAGACCGUCAAGGCGCUCGGCCUGGACGCAGCCCUCGACUUCCACGGCCGACUCCACAAACCGAUGGCGAAGCAACUGGCCAAGGCACUUGAGCCGCAUCGGCCAUUAUUCCUUGAGGAGCCGCUCCUCUCGGAACACCCCGAGGCGAUUAAACAGCUCGCCGACCAGGUCUCGUGUCCGAUCGCGCUUGGGGAGCGUUUGUACAGUCGCUGGGAUGUGAAGCGUUUCUUAGAGGAUGCAAGCGUGGACAUUCUGCAGCCCGAUAUCGCCCACUGCGGUGGCAUCUCGGAGCUGAGACGGAUAGCUUCCAUGGCGGAGACCUACGAUGUCGCGAUUGCGCCACAUUGCCCGCUGGGACCUAUUGCCUUGAGCGCGUGCAUGCAGGUUGACUUGGCGACGCCGAACUUUGUCAUCCAGGAGAUGAGUUUGGGCAUGCACUACAAUACAGAGGCGGGAGAGUACGAUAUCACCAGCUACGUCAAGGAUGCGAGUGUAUUUGCGGUAAAAGAUGGAUAUGUAGACGCUCUCACAGCGCCGGGGCUGGGGAUUGAGGUUGAUGAGGAGACGGUAAGACGAGUGGCCGCGAAUGCAGAGCCCUGGCUGCCGAAGGAGUUCUAUGGCUCCGAUGGUGGAAUCCGCGAAUGGUAG
This is a messenger RNA of Aspergillus uvarum CBS 121591, 1152 nucleotides long. RefSeq names its product enolase C-terminal domain-like protein. Gene Ontology annotation, biological process: D-galactonate catabolic process; amino acid catabolic process. Gene Ontology annotation, molecular function: galactonate dehydratase activity. Bases 1 to 1152 code for a protein of 383 amino acids. NCBI's taxonomy places the organism in Eukaryota, Fungi, Ascomycota, Eurotiomycetes, Eurotiales, Aspergillaceae. The transcript has 2 exons. The record is from RefSeq and is a predicted model, not a curated record.